Molecule: messenger RNA, 1026 nt
Organism: Trichophyton rubrum CBS 118892
Lineage: Eukaryota; Fungi; Ascomycota; Eurotiomycetes; Onygenales; Arthrodermataceae
Exons: 7
Coding region: 1-1026 (341 amino acids)
Molecular function (GO): protein binding
Source: RefSeq, a predicted model, not a curated record
AUGAGCGACCAACAGACGGAUCAAAACAAACCAGCUAAACCUCACGCGGUCCUCACAAACCCUGAGGUACUGAGUAACCCACAUGCGGAUACUGGAGGACCACCUCCUGAAGAAAUUGAAGCCGAUGAAGAUUUGCUCGUUGAUCUAGAAGACGAUGCGGAUGAAAUAUAUUUGGUUCACUCCAGAAUAUCGUCCAUGAAGAGCUUGAAGUUAGAACGGUUUAUGAAUAUCGAGAAAAUAUGUCUACGCCAGAACCAAAUAACCCGCAUAUAUCUCCCCGAGAACCUCGCACCAACCUUAAAAGAACUUGACCUUUAUGACAACAACAUCUCACACGUGAAAGGGCUGGAUCACGUCGUGAAUUUGACAAGCCUCGACCUUAGUUUCAAUGAUAUCAAACAUAUCAAGAAUAUCUCUACAUUAGUACACCUGAAGGAUUUAUACUUCAUUCAAAACCGAAUUCAAACAAUCGAAGGGCUGGAAGAGCUCAAAGAAUUGCGGAAUCUGGAGCUUGGUGCAAACAAGAUAAGAGAAAUUGACAACCUUGACACAUUGACAGCUCUUGAAGAGCUAUGGCUCGGAAAGAACAAAAUAUCCGAAAUUAAGAACAUUUCGUCUCUUACUAAUCUCAAAAUACUUUCAAUACCCUCUAACCGAAUUGAAACACUAUCUGGACUAGAGUCUCUUUCAAACCUCGAGGAGCUCUACCUAUCUGAUAAUCUCCUUACUGGGAUAUCUGGGCUUGAAAGCAACACAAAUCUCCGUGUUCUAGACAUAUCCAACAACAAAGUGUCGCGGCUAGAAAACCUAUCUCAUCUUACCAAGUUAGAGGAGCUUUGGGCAUCAAAUAACCAGCUCGCUAGUUUUGAAGAAGUUGAGCGUGAGCUGAAAGACAAAGAAGAGUUAAAUACGGUGUACUUUGAAGGGAACCCCUUACAGAAAGCGGCGCCUGCUCUUUAUCGGAAUAAAGUACGGCUUGCUUUGCCUCAAAUUAAGCAAAUUGAUGCCACGUAUGUGAGAGUAUAA